Molecule: messenger RNA, 3767 nt
Organism: Odontomachus brunneus
Lineage: Eukaryota; Metazoa; Arthropoda; Insecta; Hymenoptera; Formicidae
Exons: 8
Coding region: 985-2259 (424 amino acids)
Biological process (GO): synapse organization
Cellular component (GO): neuron projection membrane
Source: RefSeq, a predicted model, not a curated record
AUACGGGAUUGUCAUCGUGGUUAUUCAAUCUAGACGUUGGUAAUGAAUCGCGCGAAAUGCUCGAUCUUUUCGCGCCAAGCAGCAGCCAUCGACACACAUCGGUCCACAUCGCUUCGCGUUUCUCGCGUCUUUUAUCCGUCGAAAGUGAGUCUCGCGCGUUAAUAAGUAUCGGGAGUGUCGAGAAUAGCGAUGUGAGAUCGCCGAGGCGUAUCGUGAAGACGUCAUUUUAUCUCUCGACUAUCCACCGACUUUCGAGUUUCGAUAGCUUGCUGCGCACAGGACCUCGCAAAAGUUAAAAUUUUUUAUGCUAUAAAUAGAAAAAACAAACAUCAAAUUUGGACGUUAAGUGCCAAUUGGGAUUGCAUUCCACGAAACUUCCUUUUUGAGGAAAGAUUUUACUGAAAACCUAUAACGUGUGUAACAUAAACUAUAGAUAGAAUACAGAACUAUAGAUAAAUAAAAAAUAGAUAGAACAUAGAAUAUAGAUGGAUAUAGAACGUAGAACUAUAGAUUUUCUGUAAAAUUGUCCUCAAGAAAGAAAAGGAUGUCUUGAACCUGAAAUGUAACCUGGAAUGCUAAACUCAUGAACGAAAGAAAGGGGUUGCCGGACUUGAGAAUAUAAUUAUGUUGAACUGUAAUUUCCAUCAGAGAGGAAUUACUCGCGUGUUCGCCGUUGCGUACUCCAUGCCAACGUGCAAGACACUACUGUGAGGAAGUGGAAACGAGGAAGAAUCUAAAACUACUUUCCUGUGUAAAGUGAAACUGUGCAGUGCGCGCGGAGACACGUAAUAUAACUUCGAUCAUCGAACUUUCAGUGAGUCCAUUUACAAACGUAAUUUCUACGUGCGGCGGGGAACAAAAGUGCCGUGAUAACGAGCUGAAUCGUUAAAAACAAAGGUUAUUUUGUGCGCGUCGUGGGCAACGCACGGAGACCGAGAGAGGAUCGCAAUCCAACUCGCCGAUGCAAUCGCAUCCUAUUAAUGAAUGCAGUUCGCAUCCGCGGCACGCGCGUUAAGAUCGUUACGAAAUCUCGCGUCACGUGUGCAAGAACCAAAAGCCACGAGAGAAGAAAGGAAGGAAGGAAGUAACGAAAGAAGAAAGGAAGGAAGGAAGGAAGGAAGGCAGGCAGCACGUGAGGCAUUAUUAAACUUCUCGCGCUCUAAUCCGGGUGUAACGCGCGCGUUUACGUGGUUGGAACGAAAACUAUGCAGUACGAUGAGGGGGCCAAGAAUCGGUGGUGGCCUACCGAGCGAGAAAAGGCUGGACUACUGCCAGAAGGCGCGUCAAGCUCGAGGAGUAUUGCUGCUGUACUUGAGUAUCUGCGCGUCGCUGCCCGGCGCUAUUUUCACUGCUCCAGCGCACGUGCGCGAAACAUCCAAGGAAGGCAUGCAGCGACGUAUAAACGACGCCAAUAAUGACCUGCCGGAAGAUUUGCCCGUUUUCGAGGCGACAGCAGCGAACGUCAGUGCGUUCGUAGGGCAGACCGCGUAUCUGCCGUGCCGCGUGCGAAACUUGGGCGACAAAGUAGUCUCCUGGAUGAGGAGCAGGGACCUCCACAUCCUUACAUCGGGGAAUUUUGCGUUCAGCUCGGACGCGCGAUUCGGACCUCAGCACUCGCCGGGCAGCGACGCUUGGACUCUCAGGCUGGACAACGCCAGAAAGACGGAUUCUGGCAAGUACGAGUGCCAGGUCAAUACGGAGCCGAAGAUCAUGUAUGCAGUGCAGCUCUCGGUGCGAGAUCCGGAUAAACCGGAGGGAUAUGACGAGCCGCAUUCUCAACAAACGCGCAUAAGACUUCCAGGUUAUGAGAGUACAGCGCCAGUGGCAGACAUAAUGGGUCCCCGGGAGCAAAGGGUGCCGUCGGGUUCGACGAUCACCCUGAGAUGCGUCAUAUUGUCGCCGUAUCAGACCCGUCCCAUCAGGGGUGUACAAUGGCUUCGGGAUAACAAACUCCUAACAUUCCAGGCAGCGCGCGGAGGGAUAAACGUGGAGACUGAAAGGGGUGCAGCACGUACGGUGUCUGUGUUGACUUUGGCGGCGGUGACGCAAGAUGACGUCGGGAACUACUCAUGCAGGCCGACGGAGGGUCGAUCAGCCACUGUCAUCUUAGUCGUUGAGGAAGGGGAGCGCACGGAAGCCAUGCAACGUGACGCCGGAUACAUCUCCUCCGGAAGUGACGUCAGGCACUGGUCCGGACUUCUGCUUCCGUUUUCGUGGCUUCUAAUACUCGCGCGCAACAGCCAAACUUUCUUGCUCUAACGAGCGCACACGCCCGACAGUAUUUCACGCUUAUUUCUUGCCGUUUCCGAGAUGUACCUAAAAUGCGACCAAGCCGAUUUAGAUCGUAAGAUGAACUCUCUUGUAGCUCUUAAGAACAUAUUUAUAAAUCGUAUUAUGGUGUAUUCCGACACGCGGCGCGACGUGCCCGCUAAAUUCGUAAUGCGCGGGUUAUGCGCGAUUUAGGAGGCGACAAGAAUUAUUCGCCGUAUACACUUUACGAACGUACAAAACGUGCAGUUACGAAACUUAAUUUAAUUCUGCAAGUAUCUUAACGGCGUAGCGAAGCGCAGAUAUCGUACUCUGAUCGUAACGUAAGUACUCAUAAUCAAACUAUUAUAUAUCGCGAUCGAUGAAUUGAUCGAUGUAACGUAAUUACUUAGUGCGUUACGUAAUUAAUGUUACAACGCGACGGAGGAAUUAACUAGGAUAAAGAAAUGAAACGAUAUAUAAGUGCGUUCACGAGAUAAUCCACAUUGAGUUUAAUCUACAUUGAAUUAAAAUUCAUAUGAAGUAGAAUGAAAGAAGUUGAUGAAGAUAUGCAGGUGAUCCUCGAGAAGCACGGUUACAAUUAGUAAAUAAUUUAAAACUGUGUAAUUUUUUCCAGACUUAGCUCUCCGCACGCAAGCAUACCUUUUUGGAUACACAGUAUCUACAUCGUGCAACUUUAAGUAACUAUAAUCUUGUUGAGAAAUAAUAUUUUCGGACACAUUUUUAUUUACAUGAAGAAAAUGUUAUAGUAAAAAUAAAAUUAAACGUUAAAAUUAUAUUUCUUACGUUAAAAUUAUAUUUUUUUUUUCACAAUGUUUUUUGUAAAGCUGAAUUAUACUGAGAAAUUAUGCUAUAAAUAGAAAUAAUAAAUUUGACAAUCUACUUAAAUAGAAGAAAACAUUCAAGUAGUUAUAAUAAUUUUAUAGUAAAAAAUCAAACGCGCGCGCGUAUAUAUUUUUAAAAUAACAUUUUUAAAAAUAGCGUUUUAACAAUACUAUUAAGAAAAAAAUAUAUAGUAAGUUCGAUCAUAAUUUUGUAUAAUCUGUGAGAUUACAGAAAUGUUGUUACAAUUUUUAUGACAAUAUUUUCUACUUGCAGAGAGAUAUAAAACGACCUCAGAAAUGAGAUAGUGGCGCAACGAAACCAAAAUCUGCAAACAGAUUUGCGCCACUUUGAGGUCUUCCUGGACUUUUUACGAAAGUUGGUGCGCGAUCGAAUAUUCGUUCGAAUUUCGCAGACACAACAUUGAAGGUGGAGGUUCAGGAUUCAUACGGUUGUUCUAUUUUUUAUGCAUAUCACCCUUUAUUAAGUGACCGUGUCAUUCGAAUUCCGCGCAACCCAAUGUCGUGUUAUUCGAGGGACGCCUGCACGCGAACAUAGAUCCUAAAUUAAGAGUGCAUGUGUGCACGCGCAUAAAUUGUGAAUCGUCCCGCCGACAGUGGCAAUAAUUUCCAGCACGUAAAAUAAUUGUAACAAUAAAUGAAAUAUAAGUGGCAAAA